UAUCGACUCCACAGGAGGCUCAACACAGCCAGAAUUCGUUGGUACACCAGUGACAAGAGCGAAAAACAGUAAGUUCCUGCUGCCUGCCAAGGAGAUGUGUUCUGCCUGUUUGACACCCGUCUAUCCGAUGGAAAAAAUGGUGGCCAACAAGCUAAUCCUGCACUCCAACUGUUUCUGCUGCAAACACUGUAGGAAGAAGCUCAGCCUCACCAACUAUUCAUCUCUUUAUGGAGAGUUCUACUGCAUUUCUCACUACCAACAGCUCUUCAAAAGAAAAGGAAAUUAUGAUGAGGGAUUUGGCCACACGCAACAUAAAAACCGGUGGCUUCAGAAGAAUCAAGAAACAGAUGAACCGGAUGCCAAGUCUACUCCGAAAGAGACAAAAACCAAACGAAGCACCUGGCUUCACAAGAAUAAAGAAAUAGAUGAACCAGAUGCCAAGUCUACUCCGAAAGUGACAAAAACCAAACUAAGCACCUGGCUUCAGGAGAAUAAAGGACCAGAUGAACCAGAUGCCAAGUCUAUUCCUAAAAUGACAAAUACUAAACUAAACAUUUCUGACAGCUCCAGAGAGGCUCCUGCUGAUGCUAUGAAAUCAACUGCAGGAGAGCCGGGAUAUAAAAGUGGUGCUGAAGUUAAAGGGAAACUGAAAAUGAGCUGGCCACCGGAAAAGAAGAGCACUGGGGUUAACCUGACAGAGCGAACAAGUGCAUCAGCUCUGAAAAGUAAGAUAUCAGAGAUCGGCAAUACAGCUGCAGUUACUAGGAGCUUUUCUGAGUAUGGGAAAACUGACAGGCUCAACCACAAAGGAGAGAUCAGAGUUAAGGGAGUGAAGGAACAAUCCCAAUCAGCAGGUUUUCUCUCAGCCGAGAAGUUGCCUACAAAGAAAUUGACAUCUGAGAUCAGCAGAGAACAUCGAGAAAGUGAGAUCUACCUCGAAAUCCCUGAAUAUAAACACCAAGAAGACACAACCAAUAAAUCAAACCACGAGAAUGUUAAAGUGGAGAGCAGUCCAGAGAUUCUACAGACCGAAAUUACAACUCUGAACGAAGGGACGGUUGGCGGAUCACUUGACACUCAAACUUUUAGUUCAACUCAAGACAUUAUGACACAGCAGGAGCCAGCUGAGAAUCCGGAUGUCCCUUCAAGAAACUCGGUCAAUACAUGCAAGUCAGAAAAUCCAAGUCCUGCAGAACAUGUGACUGCUGAGGAGGGCGUCAGUCUCGAAAAGAAUGAAAACCAGCUUGAAAAAACUGAUACAACCAGUGACCAAGAAAACAGUGGUCAUCAGAAGAAGCCUCUUGCAAGAACAAAUUCUCUAAAAGGUUCUGCUAACCAGGCUGACAAGACUAAAGCCAAACUGGGAUCCUGGUCCAAAGGAAAGAGUCCUUUGUCAAAGCUCUUCACAUCCAGUGGAAAGGACAAAACAAACAAGGCUGAACCGAAGGAUGUCAAGAAACCUGAGGCUAAAACUAGCAGUGGACUCUUAGGGAGACUGUUUCAGACUUCUUCAGAGAAAGUUGAGGACGUCACGAAAUCAGCUGCGCAAGAUGAAAGAAGCAACAAAACACCCGCUGAUGACAAGAACACAGGGAAGGAAAAAGACACUAAAGCGAUGCAAAAAGAUAAAGACGUGUCUAAAAUCUCAUCUCCAGAUGUUCAGACAAAUACAGAGGAGAAGUCACAGCCUUCUGAGCCUAGCACACUAGAGAGUAACUGCAGAUCUACAGAAUCAUCCACCCUGUCCCAGAUACCUGCUAGUAAACCAGAUGAUGACCCCACAGCUCCAGCACAAAAUGAUAUAAACCCAACUGAUGGUAAAGCAUCAGAUUUGCAGAGCAGUGAAGCGACAGAUGUGUCUCUCCAUGAUCCUGGAACCAUGAUCCUGGAACAGCAGGGAGAAGAGCCUUCCUCUGCUGUGCAGGCAGUGGACACAGUGCACGAGGAAUCAAUCAUUCAGAUGAAUACAGAUGACUCUACCCAGAAGCUGCUCAAUGCACCAGACGAAGGAGGAAGACAACUGGACAGCGAGGCCUUUUUUGACCUCCACCAUGAACGUCCACAGGAUUCCUCUAUUGCCAACAUCAGCUGA
Molecule: messenger RNA, 2092 nt
Organism: Stegastes partitus (bicolor damselfish)
Lineage: Eukaryota; Metazoa; Chordata; Actinopteri; Pomacentridae
Source: RefSeq, a predicted model, not a curated record